AUGUGGAGGUUUAACCUCAGACUCCCGAAGCGCGUACACGCUGGAGCCAGGAGUGGAAGCGUGCUCUCCCUGACUCCUGAGGUGGAGGGUGCACUGCUCAGUAUGAAGUUAUGGGACUUCUCGCUCACUUGGCUGCAGCGGAUCCUUCCCCCCAACUCGGCUCUUCAGUGUUUAGCACGUGGAGGAGCUUUUCCGGUGUUUCAGGGGUUGGUGACCUUCCAGGAUGUGGUUGUGGACUUCAGUCCGGAGGAGUUGAGGUACCUCAGUGCUGAUCAGUGGGACCUCUACCGGCAAGUGACGCUGGAGAAUUACCGCAACCUGGUCUCCCUGGGGCAUCGGUGCUGCAAGCCAGACCUUAUAUCAAAGUUAGAGGAUGAGGAGUCAUGUCGGAUGCAGAGAGACAGCGAAGCAAUGGCAUUUCAUGAUUAUGAGAUGAGCCCUGAAAGCGAAGAGCACAGCCCACCCCUGGGGGCAGGAGCAGAGGAGCCAGCCGCGGGUGGCCACGCAAGAGAAUUCUCUGACUGGUGCUGGGAAUGGCAGCUAGACAGCCUGGAGGAGCCGCGGGGUCCCGUGCCACCUAGCGAGCCCCAGCCCCUCACUCAGGAGGAUGACCAUGGUCCAGACCAAGGUCUCACUCGGGGACCAGAGCCGCAGCCCCUCACUCAAGACAAUGGCCACAGUCCAGCCUGGAGUCUCAGUCGGCGACCAGAGUCCCAGCCCUUCACUCAGGAAGGUGGCCGUCCAGGCUGGGGUCUCAAUGAGCCACCAGAGUUCCAGCCCCUCACUCAGGAUGACAGCCACAGACCAGCCUGGGGUGUCACUCAGCGACCAGAGUCCCAGCCCCUCACUCAGGAAGGUGGCCGUGGUCCAGCCUGGGGUCUCACUCAGCGACCAGAGCCCCCUCCAGCAGAAGCUCCUCAGGGCAGGGCUGCUCCCGGGGUCCCAGUGUGCCACACGCCUUCCCUCCAGAAGCGAAGGCCCUUCCAGGCCCAGAGGGGCCCUGAGGGGCACGUGUGCCCAGGUGAUCCACGUGGCGAAGCCUUGCACCUCCCACCACACCUCGCCAGCCGCCAGCAGCGCCUUCCCGGGGAGAAGCCCCCUGGGUGCAGUGCAGACAGGCUGCCCCCUGGACCCAUGGAGGGCUGCCGCCAGAAGGGCUACUCCGAGUGUCCCAAGUGUGGCCGAGCUUUCAUCCGGGAGGUGCACCUCUUCCAACACCUCCAAGCCCAUGAGGUGGCCAAAGCUCUUCCCCCAGAGCCACCCCCGGUCCCCAAAGCAUACUCCAUCCGCUACCUGCGAAGGCAGCCCUAUGAGGAAAGAGCCUGCCGGUGCUGCGACUGCGGCAAGGCCUUUGAGCGCAGCUGCCACCUCAUCCAGCACUACCGCGUUCACGCCACCGAGACGCCCUUCCAGUGCCAGCUGUGUGGGCGCUGCUUCAGCCAGCCCUCCCACCUCACGCAGCACUACCAGCGCCACUUGCAGGAGACCAACACCACCGCCGGGUCCCCUUGA
Molecule: messenger RNA, 1512 nt
Organism: Orycteropus afer afer
Lineage: Eukaryota; Metazoa; Chordata; Mammalia; Tubulidentata; Orycteropodidae
Source: RefSeq, a predicted model, not a curated record